AUGGCAGCCUCAUGCUACCGGACCUUCGUCUCCGAGGAUGCAGGACCCAACACAUUGGUUGCCACGGUGUUGGCUAAGGACCCCGAUGGUGACGGAAUAACGUAUAAGAUCACAGCAGGCAAUGAAGAGGGAAACUUUGUCAUUGACAGCCAUAAAGGGCUGAUCCGUCUGCGCUCCAGCCCGACUCCUCGUCUCCAGGGGGUGGAGUAUGUUCUGAACGUCACGGCAACCGAUGACAACGCCUCAGGCGGAUCUCAAGAGCUGUCGUCAACGGCACAGGUCAUCGUCGGGGUGGACGAUGUCAACAACAACAAGCCUGUUUUUGAGAAGUGCCAGCAGUACCGAGAAAGUACCUCGGUUCUGGAGAACCAGCCGGCAGGGACCGUGGUGCUCCAGGUGCAGGCGGUGGAUGCUGACGAGGGCUCCAACGGCAGAGUUACCUACGGCUUCAUGCACAAAGACAGCACUGUGCCUGCCUUCACCAUCCAUCCUGAGACAGGGGUGAUCUCCUCGGCCAGGAAAUUUGACCGCGAGCACCAGCGAGAGUACGCUGUCACGGUAACAGCAACAGACCAGGCAGGUGACCCCCUGAUCGGGAUCUGCCAGCUGAACAUCCUCAUUCUGGACCAGAACGACAACAACCCAAAGUUUGAGAACCUCCGCUAUGAAUACUUCCUGCGUGAAGACACUAUGAUAGGAACCAGCUUCCUGCGUGUGGCGGCUCAUGAUGACGACUUUGGCUCCAACGCCGCCAUCACUUACUCCAUGUCCCAGGAAGAACCUGAGUAUCUCAGAGUCAACCCCCUGACAGGCUGGGUCUACGUCAACCAGCCCAUCUCACAGAGGACAUACAUUUCCAGGGAGAUUGUGGCGACAGACGGGGGGAACAGGAGCAGCUCUGUGGAGCUGGCUGUCACCAUCACUAACGUGAAGAACCAGCCUCCACAGUGGGAAAAGGACAGCUACGACAUAGUCAUCCCCGAAAACACUGUCAGAGACACACCUAUUGUGACCAUCAAGGCGACGUCCCCGCUGGGCGACCCCAGAGUGACCUAUAACCUGGAGGACGGCAUGGUCCCGGAGACCAACAUGCCCGUCCGCUUCUACCUGACCCCCAACCGUGAUGACGGCUCCGCCUCCAUCCUGGUGGCAGAGCCGCUGGACUACGAGACCACCAGGACCUUCAUGCUGCGGGUCCGAGCCCAGAACGUAGCGGCCGUCCCACUGGCUGCCUUCACCACCGUCUACAUUAAUGUCACAGAUGUAAACGACAAUGUUCCUUUCUUCACCUCUUCCAUCUAUGAGGCCUCUGUGACUGAAGGGGCAGAGUCCGGAACCUUUGUCCUCCAGGUGUCAGCCAAUGAUCUAGACCUGGGUUUGAAUGGCAAGAUCUCCUACUCCCUGCUGAGUGACAGGAGUGGGGACCACAAGUACUUCCGGAUCGACCCGGAUGUGGGCUCCAUCCAUACAGAGGCCGUGUUCGACCGCGAGACCAAGGGUUCCUACCUGCUGGAGGUCCAGUCAGUGGAUGGCUGGGAGUCGGCCAGGCCGGGGAAACACGGGCUGCCUAACUCAGACACGGCGUACGUGCGUGUUUUCAUCAGCGACGUGAACGAUAACAAGCCGCGCUUCGCCCAGACGGCCUAUGAAGUCGACGUGGAGGAGGACGCAGACGUGGGUCUCGCCGUCCUCACUGUCAGCGCUAACGACGAAGAUGAAGGGGCCAAUGCCAAGCUGCGCUACCAGAUCACGUCAGGGAACACGGGCGGGGUGUUUGAUGUGGAGCCGGAGGUGGGCACCAUCUUCAUCUCCCAGCCGCUGGACUACGAGGUCACCAAGCACUACAAGCUGCACCUGCUGGCCUCCGACGGCAAGUGGGAGGACUACGCCGUGGUGACGGUCAACGUGGUCAACAAGAACGACGAGGCGCCCGUGUUCACCGUCAACGAGUACUACGGCUCCGUCACCGAGGAGCUGGACGGCUCGCCCGUGUUUGUUCUGCAGGUCACAGCCUCUGAUCCCGAUAAGGAUGCAGACCAGGAGGCUCUGCGUUAUUCUCUCCACGGCCAGGGCGCUGACAGCCAGUUUGUCAUAGAUGAGGUCACAGGGAAGAUCUACGCCCAGAGAACCCUGGACCGUGAAGAGCGUGCCGUGUGGCGCUUCGUGGUCCUCGCCACGGACGAGGGAGGGGAGGGGCUCACGGGCUUCACUGACGUCAUCAUCAACGUGUGGGACAUCAACGACAACCCGCCCAUUUUCACGUGUGCGCCCGACUGCCACGGCGACGUGCCCGAGAACUCAGGCCCGGGGACGUCCGUGAUGGAGAUGACCGCCACCGACCUGGAUGACCCGGCCGUCGGCCAGAACGCCGUGCUCUCCUACAGGAUUCUGGGUAACGCGGGCGCGGACGGGGUGGUCCGGAUUGGGGGCGUGGCCUCCGACAUGUUUUCCGUCAACCCCGGCACGGGCACGAUCACCGUGGCGAUGAGCGGACUGGACCGCGAGCAAGUGGAGUCCUACUUCCUGGUGGUGGAAGCGAAGGACGGCGGGGGGAUGGCGGGCACGGCCACGGCCACGGUGCACGUGGGCGACGCGAACGACCACGCCCCCCGCUUCACGGUGCCGCGGCCCUGCCUGGCCAGGGUGUCGGAGAGCGCCGAGCCCAACGCCGUGGUGCUGGAGCUGACGGCCGAGGACGGCGACACGGGCCAGAACGCCCAGCUGACCUUCAGCGUGGUCGCGGGAGACCCCGAACAGAAGUUCUACCUGCUGAGCCAGCGGCAGGAGCAGAGAGGCUCCCUGAGGCUGAAGAAGCGUCUGGACUACGAGCGCCCCAGCGAGAAAAGCUUCAACCUGACUCUGAAGGUGGAGGACCUGGACUUCUUCAGCUUGCUCACCUGCCUGGUGGAGGUGGAGGACUACAACGACCACGCUCCCGUCUUCAUACCGCACUUCCUGCAGCUGAUGCCCCUCCCCGAGGACGUCGCCGUGGGAACCAGCGUGGCGCAGCUGGCCGCCAGUGACUCCGACUCGGGCGUCAACCGUGACAUCACCUACAGCCUGUCACGUGACUCCGACCCCCAGGGUCUGUUCGCCAUCAACCAGGCAGGGUGGAUCACCGUGGCACACCCCUUGGACCGGGAGAGCGUGGCGCAGCAUCACCUGGUCGUCCUGGCUACGGACCGGGGGAGACCCCCGUUGACGGGAAGCGCCACGGUGCAGCUGUCCCUGACAGACGUUAACGACAACGGGCCUGAGUUCGAGGCGGCGUACAGCCCAGUGGUGUGGGAGAAUGUGGCAGGGCCUCAGGUGGUCAGGCUGAACCACACCUCCACCCUGAUCCGGGCCCUGGACCGUGACUCGGAGCAGAACGGAGCUCCCUUCUCCUUUAGCCUGGCGCCAGAGUACCGCCACAGCGGGGACUUCUACCUGCAGGAUAACAGAAACGGAACGGCCACCGUCACCGCCCUGAGGGCCUUCGACCGGGAGAAGCAGAAGGAGUUCCUCCUGCCCGUCGUUAUGAGCGACAGCGGAACCCCACCACGCACCGUCACCAACACGCUGACCGUAAUCAUAGGCGACCUGAACGACCACGCCCACCAGCCAGGAGAGAAAGAGAUCUUCAUCAACAGCCACAGAGGGAGGAUGCCAACUACAGUCCUGGGGAAGGUCUAUGCUCCCGACCCUGAUGACUGGGGUAACAAGACAUACGCCUUUGAGGGACAUGUACCCAGUUACUUUAUCCUCAACAAGCGGACAGGCUUCCUCAUCAUCAAGGAGAACGCCCCUCCAGGGAGUUAUGAGUUCCAGGUGCGUGUCUCUGACGGGUCGUGGCCAGACGCCAUCUCCGAGGUAACGGUGCAUGUGAGGGAGCUGCGUGACGAGGCCAUCUACAACUCAGGAUCCCUCCGUCUGGCAGACAUCACAGCCAAGGAGUUUGUGGAGCGCCGCGGUGGCCUGAGAAGUCGCUACGACCUGCUGGUCGACUUCCUGUCAGAGCUGGUUUCCGUGGCGGUGGAGGACAUAAACGUGUUCAGCCUGAUGGACGUGAGGGAGCGGAUGCUGGACGUCCGCUUCGCCGUAACUGGGGGCGCCCCCUAUGUCCGGCCAGAGAAACUGCACGGUUACCUGGCGGCUCACAAGCAGAAGCUCCAGUCCUUCCUCCAGGUCAACGUGACCCAGGUCCACGUGGACGAGUGUUCCGGUACCGACUGCGGAGCCAGCGGUGGCUGCUCCAACGUUUUAAGUGUCCGGGACACGCCUACCGUGGUGGAUUCUGGGACCAUGAGUCUGGUGUCAGUGACAGUGGAGUCCUCGGCCGUCUGCAGCUGUUCUGGACGCGAACACGCCCACCAGCCCUGUACUUCGUAUCCCAGAAACCCUUGCUUCAACGGGGGAGUGUGUGUGGAUACACAGAGUGGUUACAGAUGCCAGUGCUCCGCGCAGUACGAGGGACCUGAAUGUCAGCAGACCAAACACAGUUUCCACGGCAACGGCUACGCUUGGUUCCCUCCCAUGAGGCCGUGCUUUGAGAGUCACGUCUCUCUGGAGCUGAUCACGGAGGCAGCAGAUGGGCUGCUGCUCUACAGCGGGCCCCUGGCCCCUCUCCAGCCCUGGGAGCACGAGGACUUCAUGAUCUCCCAGGGUCUGCUCGUCGUCUUCUAUAACCUAGGAGACGGAGACUACAACCUGACGCUGCCUGCCUAUCGCCUUGACAACGAGUGGCACGAGGUCCACCUGGAUCGCCACGACAACGAGCUCAGCCUCCGGUUGGACGGUGGUGGCGGGAGGCGGGAGGUCACAGGGGCCGGACGGAGUCGGGAGAUCGUCAUCGACCCCUUGGUGGUGAUGCUGGGGAACACCUUCCCCUCUGGCUUCAACAGGAGCUUCCAGGGCUGCAUGCGAGACCUGAGACUGAGUGGGCGUUACGUGGCGUUGGACGGCCACCUAGAGACGGGGGUCUCCCUGGUCAGCUCCCAGGGGCUCUCUGUGGGGUGCACCACAGACUCCUGUAAGAAGAACCCCUGCAGCCCUCCCCUCACCUGCAUAGACCUCUGGAGGGUCCAUGAGUGCAGGUGUCCCGCGGGUCACAUGAUCAAAGUGAACGGGACCAAGAAGUCGUGCGUGUACACGCUGUGCGCCAGCCGGCCAUGCCACCGGGGCACGUGCGUGGCCCAGUCGCCCUCCAAGUUCACGUGCCACUGUCCCGAUGGCUACCGGGGCCGCCACUGCGAGACCACGCUGGCCAUCUACAGGGACGACGUGGGCCUCAGCUUCAGCUCGCUCUUCGCCAUCGUUAUCUGCUUCAUGGCGCUGCUGGUGCUGCUGCUGGGUAUCUUCCUGUACACGCGCUGGCGGAGCUACAAGGGGCUGAAGGAAGGAGUCUACCAUGUGUCCGCUCACCACGACGGCUGGGAAGAUAUCCGAGAAAACGUCCUCAACUACGACGAGGAAGGGGGAGGGGAGGAAGACCAGAAUGCUUAUGACAUGGCGGAGCUGCAGAAGUCCCUCCAGCCCAGCCCGGCCCAGUCUGUCCAGUACAGCCGCUCCCGAGCCCUGUACCACCCUCACCCCCACAACCCCCACCACCCCCAGCUCCCCCCGGCCCAGCCCCAGGACGGCCUCAACCGGGCGGGGAGCUCCGGCUCGGCGCCCCCCUCUUCCUCCACCACCACCACCACCACCUCCACGGCCAGCCUCCGCAGGGAUGUGCCCCCGGCGAGGCCCCCCGCCCAGGGCCAGAGCCGUCCCCUGCAGCUGGCCAACAGAAGCCUGUCCUUCUCCAGCCAGGACCUGGCCCGCUACCUGUGCGAGAUCAUCCGCGACGCAGAUCAACACCCAGAGACGGGGCCGUUUGACUCCCUGCAGGUGUUCUCUACUGAGGGAGGGGGCUCCCUGGCGGGCUCCCUCAGCUCCUUCAGCUCAGCUGGGCUGGAGGAAGACCGGGGAGGGCAGGGGGGGGACACCCUCAGAGAGUGGGGGCCCCGCUUCGACAAGCUGUGUGCCCUCUACGAGAGGGCUGAGGCCAGCGACCUCUGAUUUAGACCCCCCCUCCCACCCCCGUACAACACAAACGACAGAAACCAAACCUAUGAAUCGCUGAGACCAAUGACAAGAGGACAUCUGGAGAGCGACACGACCAACUGAACUCAGACACCGCUAAAGGGAAGACAUUUUUGUUUUAGCAAGAAGAGAGAUGAGAUUACAGAGAGAAAGGGGCAAAAUAGGAAGAGAGGAAAAGAGAGAAACUGAUAAGCGCUUGAUAUCACUUCUCCCUGGGACAUUUUCUUGUCCUCCUGCUGGUGUUGACUUUGCUCAGAUAAGCCUGUGAUUGGCUAAACACCUCUAGAGCUUGGCAGGAGUUGCGCUGAUUGGAUAAUGGGAUUUGUCAAUUAAUGACACAGACAGAUAAUAGUGUAAUGUACCCUAAUCCAGCACAAAAACAAGUCUAACAUGGAGCCUGACUGACUAACUAACUGACUGGCUGUCUGGCAGAGGACAAUGAUUGAUGUUGGUAAGAAGAGGGCAGGACAACCAUGGACAUCCUUUCCGUCAUCGUAUCAGCCCAUGUGUUGAUGUGGGCUCAACAUCAGAGAUCAAAGGAGACCCUUAUUGCCUUCCUCAUGGUGAGGGUUCUUGUGGGUUGGAGACGCUACGGUAAGAUGGACAUUGAUUUUCUCCGUCAGUCAGACUGAGGUUGAUUGUGGAAUUUCAUGGCACUCGAUAUGCUGUCUACUGUUACUUCUGCUGUAUGACGUACUUUUGUUGUAAAAAAAAAAAAAAAAAAAAAGAAUGAAAAAAAAAGUACUUUGGCUUUUGAUCCAUGCAGGAAGUGAUGGAAUUGUGUUUUUCAGCCGUCAAUUCCAGCCCCGUGUUUGAUGUUUUCACCGGGCAGCUGUCAGGACUUAACAAAUGAAACUUGUACAAGUUGUGCUACAUACAUUUCUUCUUAACUCCACUUGAUUUUCCAUUUACCGCGGUAAUCACAAAGCUGGGUGACAAAUAAAAGAAAGACGAAAUGAAAAGCAAGAUGGAGAAACGAGGGGAUCUCUCGCUCUGUCGCUCUGUUGCAUAAGGCCUCCUCAGAAUACAGAAACCCAGAGAGGAGGACGUCUCACUCAGAAUAUCAACUCCGCUGGCUGGACGAGCAAAGUUAAUAACCUGCAGAGAAGGACGGAGAGAUGGAGGGAUGGAUGGGUUCAGUAGACGAGUGGUGGACUGUAAGAAUGGACUGGAGAGGGGCAUAGGGGGUGGAUGGAUGGAAGGGAUGAAAGAUGAACUGGGGGGAUGAAGGAAUGGAGGGGGUAGAGGGUUGAAGUGGUGCAGUGAAGAAAGGAGAGGGUUAUAAAGGAUGGAUGGGAGAUGGAGGAUGGAAGAGAUGAAAGAUGA
Molecule: messenger RNA, 7389 nt
Organism: Osmerus eperlanus (European smelt)
Lineage: Eukaryota; Metazoa; Chordata; Actinopteri; Osmeriformes; Osmeridae
Product: neural-cadherin
Biological process (GO): homophilic cell-cell adhesion; cell morphogenesis; calcium-dependent cell-cell adhesion
Cellular component (GO): adherens junction; catenin complex; plasma membrane
Molecular function (GO): calcium ion binding; cadherin binding
Source: RefSeq, a predicted model, not a curated record